AUGUCUUCAAAGUUGAUUAAGGACGUACUGGGCAAAAGACCGUAUGUCGAAAACGCCGAAAUUGAAGACAAUAGCCAUAAUCAAAUGCACCCUCGUAACAGAUAUAAAGAUAAACCUCCAGAUUUUUCUGUUCUUGCCUUUAAAUAUUCUUCCUUUUAUCCAUUUGUACAUUAUUCUAAAGAAGGUAAACCUUAUAUUGACUAUAAGAAUCCAGAGGCAGUUCGAGAGCUUACAUAUUGCUUAUUACGUGACGAUUUUAAUCUAGUUCUAGAUAUCCCCUUAGACACUUUAUGUCCUCCGAUUCCAAGCAGACUGAAUUAUAUCCAUUGGAUAGAGGAUUUAGUAUCAUCGACAGAAUCUCAUGAAGAUUUGGACCAAAAUACUAUUUAUGGAAUCGAUAUUGGUACUGGAACGUCGUGUAUAUAUCCAUUACUUGGAUAUAUUGAUAAAAAGGCUGUUGCAUAUGCUAAGGAGAAUGUGUUGCGAAAUAACCUGGAUGACAGAAUAACAGUACAUCAAAACAAGUCAGACAAGAAAAUCCUUAUGAGCGAGAGCAUGAUUAGAGACAGCACUCUAAAAUUUUCAUUUUGUAUGUGCAAUCCACCAUUUUAUGAGAGUCAGGAACAAUACGAGAGAGGUGUAGAGAACAAAAAAGCCAGUCCUCAUUCGGUUUGCACUGGAUCAUCUAAUGAGAUGUUCACACCAGGUGGUGAAUUUCAAUUUAUUAAGGAUAUUCUAGAGGAAAGUUUGACCUUACGUACAAAGAUUCGUUGGUAUACAUCCAAGAUGGGACGUUUAGAAACGGUAAAUAAAGUAGUUCGUGAACUAAGAAAAUCUGGAAUAGAUAAUUACGUAAUAACUGAAUUCUGUCAAGGGCUUACUCGGAGAUGGGGGAUAGGAUGGUCAUUUGGAAGUCAACGUCCAACUUCUAGUGUCUCGCAACCGACCUCCAAAAAACUUCGGAGGUCAGCACCACCAAAAAACGAAUUCUGUGUUGUUUUACCAGCAAACAUUGAAGACCUUUUGGAAUUUCUACAACAACUUUUCGAUGAAUUGGAAAUUAAUGGACGAUGGAACGGAGAAGCUAAUACAUUCUAUGGUAUUGUACAAAUCAAUACAUGGUCGCGUGCGGCUAGAAGGGCUAAACAUUUCAAACCAGAUGUAAAGGAACCUCCUAUAAUGUGGAAGGCACCUGAAAAUGAGAAUUUAUUCGAGUUCACAUGUAAUAUCGAACCUUGGGAUGUAAGUACUAGUAAUACAAGGGUAACGGUUUCAUGGACAAAUGGUAAAGACAGGAACAUAUUUGAAUCAUUUUAUAGUCAUAUUAAAAAACGGUUAGAGCAAGAAUUCUCUGCCGAUGAGUAA
Molecule: messenger RNA, 1365 nt
Organism: Funneliformis caledonium
Lineage: Eukaryota; Fungi; Glomeromycota; Glomeromycetes; Glomerales; Glomeraceae
Source: the annotation of a GenBank genome assembly